UCAUCACCACGCUACUCAAAAACGUCAUCAGCGCGACAAGCUGGCCUGGUGUCACCAUGGAGAUGGUAUUGCCCGGCUCAGUCCAUUCCAUAGCUGUCGGCUUCUGUGAUUUAACAAUUGUGCGCCGGAAGAAGCUGCCGGGUGUUGGGCUGCGCGUUAGGAAAAGCACUGUUUUUUGCCAUGUGUGAAGAGGAAGAGGUUUACUGCCCUGAGCUACAGGAUACAACACAAGGGAAAAGCCUCGGAAAAACAUGUAUGAAGUGCAAGGAAAGUUCUGCUGUCCUUCUCAUCCGAGCUGGAGAUGCAUUCUGCAAAUCCUGUUUCAAAGAAUACUUUGUGCACAAGUUCCGGGCCACUCUUGGAAAGAACAGAGUUAUCUAUCCAGGAGAGAAGGUUCUCUUGGCUUUUUCCGGCGGUCCCUCCUCCAGUGCCAUGGUUCAGCAAGUUCAGGAGGGAAUGAGUCGUGAUGCACCUAAAAAGUUGCGCUUUGUUCCUGGAAUCCUUUUUAUUGAUGAAGGCACAACAUGUGGCAUGAGUCAUGAGGAACGUCAGCAAAAUAUGUCUGAGGUUCAGAAUGUCCUUCAACAGACAGGGUUUCCAUUUUACAUUGUCUCAUUGGAGCAGGUGUUUUCCUUGCCAGGCUCUAUCCUGCAGAGAGGUGUACCUGAACAGAGAGCAAAUUAUAAGCAGGAAGUUGAUCGAUUCAUGGUGCAGCAACAGGCACAGGGAGAGACAGGAUGUUCAGACAUUUUGGAGAAUCUAGCCAAGCUCGGUGUUAAUGUCUCUGAAUCAUCUAGAGAGAGUGACAAAAUGUUCCAAAGUACAUGCAGGCAUCCUCCUGAUACGCACACCCAGAAACUAAUACAACUGUUUGCCUCUGCCAAGACACUGACUGCUAAACACCAGUUGCUUCAUACUCUGAGGAGCCACCUAAUCUUGCAUAUAGCAAGGACUUGUGGUUAUUCAAAAGUGAUGAGUGGUGAGAGCUGCACACGACUCUCUGUCAGUCUGCUUUCCAACAUUUCAUUGGGACGGGGUGCCUUUCUGCCACUGGAUACUGGCUUCUGUGACAGCCGAUAUGGGGAUGUUGAUAUUAUACGUCCUAUGAGAGAAUAUUCUUUAAAAGAAAUUGCCUUCUACAACAGACUGUUUCAUGUCUCGUCUGUCUUCAUCCCAGCGUUAAACACUAAGGUUUUAGAAAACAGCAGCAUUCAGCAGCUUUCAGAGGUUUUCAUCAACAGACUGCAGGCAGAUUUCCCCUCUACAGUUAGCACUGUAUACAGAACCAGCGAGAAGCUGAAUGUAUCCAAAAUAGAUGCAAACCAAGGGACCUGUGCAAAAGAAAGAUGCCUACUGUGUCUUUCCCCUCUAGACACUCAAGUGGGAGAGGCCUCUGCUUUCCAUGCCACCCAGAUAUCCCAUUACAUUUCUCAGAAGAUUCUUAUGAAGUUCAAUGAUCCUGCAAAUAGUUCUGGCAAGUCUUGCUGCCAAGAGGGAAAGUGCUGUAAAGGACCAGGCUAUGGGGACUUCUGCCAACCAAGGGCUCUCCAGGCUCCCAGCUUUGUUGACAUGUUAUGUUAUGGUUGUAGGCUAACAGUAAAGGACCUGCAGUCACUUGAUGCCUUACCCCAGUAUGUUCUUCAUGAAGCAGAACACCGGAGUCGCAGGAUUGAGAUGAGGAAGGAGAUAGAGGAGUUUCUGCUUGAUAAAGAUGAGGAGAAUCUGCACUGAAGAGUCUCUCCAGUGAGGUCCAAAGGAAUUUGUGGUUUAACACCAGGAACUUGACAUCGGCCAAAUGUUUUCUCAGUAUUUCUUAGGAUAUCAGAUUCUUAUUUGGUCAUUUAUGCCAACUUUUGUUGUCUGUGAAAGGGUUAAGCAAUCUUUUACAAAAAACACAAUUCAUCAUUAGUUUUAUUGGUUUUUACUGACAUUUUAAUUGGAAUUUUAUCUGACAAUCUUUUAUUUUAGCCUCUAUAUGAACUGAAUAAAUGUUUAUUGAAAUUUA
Messenger RNA from Xenopus tropicalis (tropical clawed frog), 2005 nucleotides. It is a transcript of the gene ctu2, whose product is annotated as cytosolic thiouridylase subunit 2. Gene Ontology annotation, biological process: tRNA thio-modification; protein urmylation; tRNA wobble uridine modification. The coding region runs from base 181 to 1731 and encodes 516 amino acids. Gene Ontology annotation, molecular function: tRNA binding; nucleotidyltransferase activity. The record is from RefSeq and is a predicted model, not a curated record. The transcript has 16 exons. NCBI's taxonomy places the organism in Eukaryota, Metazoa, Chordata, Amphibia, Anura, Pipidae. Gene Ontology annotation, cellular component: cytoplasm.